Messenger RNA from Mesorhabditis spiculigera, 966 nucleotides. The record is from the annotation of a GenBank genome assembly. NCBI's taxonomy places the organism in Eukaryota, Metazoa, Nematoda, Chromadorea, Rhabditida, Rhabditidae.
AUGUUCGAGCGGUAUUCCGAGCUAAUCCGCCACUCGGAAAAGUUGAUGCCCGAUCUGGCGUUGUACACGUGGAAUGCGUGGCUGGUCGAGAUGGUGCUCAACCGCUACGUCAAUGCGAGCUGCAAUCAGGCGUCGAUCGUUGAAAAAGUUCGCGAGGCUUUUGUGGAAGUUUUCGAUGAGAAUACAUGGAUCGAGCCGAGCACGAGGGAUUGGCUGAAGAAGAAGUUGACUCGAAUCGGCGCCCGCAUCGGCUACAACGAUAACGCGCUCGACUUGAGGCUGGCCAACGAACUAGCCGAGAUGCUAGUGAUCCCAGAUGAGAUGUCCCCCAUCGAGCAGGUGAUGAUCAUCGGCCGUGCGUCUUGGAUGUACAGCAAAAUGGAUAUCGGUGACAGGAUCGACGACGUGACCAUGGUCAACGCCUACAACUUGGACGGCGACCAUAUUGCCAUCCCAAUGGCCCUCAUCCGGCCUCCCUUCUUUGCUUCUGACGCACCACUCGAGGUCCACUACGGCGGCGUCGGCUUCGUCAUCGGCCACGAGUUUACCCAUACCUACGAUGGAUGGCACGAGCGGGGCUUGCCGCGCGGAAACCCGGGAAACGACACCGAUGAGUUCUACGAGAAACAACAAUGUCUGAUCGAUGAAUUUGGGAACGUCGAGCAUCAUAGCGAGUUCUACAACGUGACCGUCGUGGGCGACGGCGACACCCAGAAGCGAGAGACCAUUGCCGACAACAACGGCGUGCGCACGGCGUUCAGGGCCUACCGUAAAGAACGUCUCCGCCUCUUUGGCAACAACCCCCCGAAGUGGCCGGGAUUGCAGAACCCCCACCCACCCGGCCGUAUCCGCCUCAACGAGAACAUGAAGAAUUUCGAGCACUUUGGGCCUGCGUUCAAGUGCCCGCUGAACUCGCCGAUGAACCCGGAGCACAAGUGCCGCGUGUGGCGUCGCAUCAAGAAGCAC